Fomitopsis serialis is the source of this 1635-nucleotide messenger RNA. Its product is annotated as histidine phosphatase superfamily. The coding region runs from base 16 to 1635 and encodes 539 amino acids. Gene Ontology annotation, cellular component: fungal-type cell wall. The record is from RefSeq and is a predicted model, not a curated record. Gene Ontology annotation, molecular function: acid phosphatase activity. The transcript has 6 exons. Lineage: Eukaryota; Fungi; Basidiomycota; Agaricomycetes; Polyporales; Fomitopsidaceae.
GCGUUGACUACAACCAUGCAUAUGAAGGUGUUGCUCGCGCUGUUCACAGGGCUCCCCUUUGCAGUCGGGCUCCCGCGGAGCGAGCUGGAGGUACGCGCCGAGUUCGUCAAGGAUGCCCACCCAGCACAUCAACCUCGAGAAGUGAUUGGCAAUGAUACUUUUGACGUCUUGCAGCACUUGUCCGGAAACUCGCCAUACUUCAACUCACCUGGGGUGGGACUAACCGCAGCGCUGCCGGUUGGGUGUUCUGUAAUGCACGCAACAUAUCUCGUUCGGCAUUCAGACAUCUACGCGAAUGACUACGAAUACGAGCAUACCAUCGCACCCUUUCUUUACAAGCUGGGGAACUUCUCUGACAGACAUGCGUUCUCGGACGACUCAUCGUUGUCUUUCCUCACCAAUUGGACAAGUCCGAUUGACGAUCCUGAUAAAGAGAUCGAAAAGGUGACCAAGACUGGCAAGCAGGAUGCCGCCGCUCUUGGGGCAAUCUUCGCUCAGAGGUAUAACAGUAUCCUUGGGUUCAAGAACGAGGAUUCCUGGAAGUUUUGGAGCGCAUCGGCAACGCGUGAUCAGAAGACGUCCAAGGCAUUUAUCCAGGGUUUCAAUGCAUCCAUGGAUAAAGCAACCCUUGUCAUUGUGGAUCAGGGCGAGAGCCAGUUUGCGAAUACAUUGACUCCGCAUCAAUCUUGCGAGGCUUUCGACGCUAACAGAGGAUCAGUCGAGAAGAUGACCUUCAUCAACACCUACGCACCAACGAUCGUCGCGCGACUCAAUGGACUCGUCAGCUCCUCAUUCAACUGGACUGCGAGCGACGUGUUUGCCGCUCAAUCGCUUUGUGGCUACGACACCGUCAUCCGAAACAUGACCCUCUCCGGGUUCUGCAACUUGGACCUCUUCAGCGAGAGCGAGUGGCUCGGCUACGAGUACGCGAACGACUUGAUGUACCACCGUUCGCUUGGGUAUGGCAACGAGCUCGCGCCCGUGCUCGGCAUGCCUUGGGUCUCCGCGUCGACUCGCCUGCUCUCUGGGAGCGCGAACACUUCGGCCACGAACUCGAGCGCUGGUGAUCAGCAAUUGUUUAUAAGCUUCACACACCGUGAAGAGCCACCCUUCAUUGUCACCAAUCUCGGGUUGUUCAACACGACGAACGCAAGUAUGCCGGCCGACUCGAUCAACUACGACCGGGCAUGGCGCACCUCCAACAUCUUGCCCUUCCUCGCAAACAUCGGGCUCGAGCGCCUCCAAUGCAAUGCAACCGCGACCGGGAACAGCAGCAACACCGAUUUCGUCCGGGUACUCGUUAAUGCCGCGCAGAUACCGCUGCCAGGAUGCACCGAUGGGCCGGAGGAUUCGUGUUCCUUGGACAGCUUCGUGUCGUUCGUGAGCCAGAGGGAGGCGCUGUACGGUGAUUUCGUCGGUGCGUGCGGCGGGUCGGGCAACGUGACCAACGCGACCAGUACACUCGGCUUUUACGAAGGAACGCUUCCCGCGAACGGUGCAGCUGUGCAGACCGUCCCCAUCUCACUGAACAAAUCUUCGUCUGUGUCCGCUGAGGAGAGCGGGGCAAACAAGUGGACCGCCCGGUGGCUGGUAUCUGCGAGUAUAGGAGCAACCAUCACUGCAGUUAUGCUGUGA